Scheffersomyces stipitis CBS 6054 is the source of this 2223-nucleotide messenger RNA. It is a transcript of the gene YND1, whose product is annotated as apyrase. Gene Ontology annotation, biological process: nucleoside diphosphate catabolic process. The record is from RefSeq and is a predicted model, not a curated record. The coding region runs from base 113 to 2149 and encodes 678 amino acids. NCBI's taxonomy places the organism in Eukaryota, Fungi, Ascomycota, Pichiomycetes, Serinales, Debaryomycetaceae. Gene Ontology annotation, molecular function: nucleoside diphosphate phosphatase activity. The transcript has a single exon. Gene Ontology annotation, cellular component: membrane.
CAACAAAGAGCGUGAUAAAGAAGAACUCCUGAUAUCCACAUAUCCACUAUAAAUAUACACAUAGAUCUACCUUUAGUUCAUAUUCGUUACUUUUCCAUUCUUUUGAUUCAAGAUGGCCCCUCCGCCCAACCUCUACAAGUAUGGAAUUGUCAUAGACUCAGGCUCGUCAGGCUCCAGAAUCCAAGUCUACCGCUGGGAAGAUCCCAGCAAGACCCAGUCAAUGCACAAGAAGGACAAGGCACUCUUAACGUCGCCACCCAAGAUCGAACGAGACAAGAAGUGGUCUAUGAAGAUUAGUCCUGGUAUCUCAUCUUAUGGGAAACUGAAAAAUUUCAAGAAGAUAUGGCCAGAUCACUAUGCAAAGUUAAUGAAGUUUGCUGAAGAAGUAAUUCCCCAACAAAGUAUCCAAGAUACCCCUGUCUACGUGUUGUCAACGGCCGGAAUGCGGCUUUUGCCAGAAAAAGUCCAGAAGCAGAUUUUGAAGGAAACCUGUUCCAGCAUUAGGGAACACACCAAGUUCGUAGUAGAAGAUUGCAAAGAUGCUGUUCAGACCAUAGACGGAGAAACCGAAGGUAUUUAUGGGUGGUUGGCUCUCAAUUAUCUUAUGGGCCAAUUCAAUAGUUAUGAUACUUCGAAACAAUUGCACGAGUCAAUUGGCUUUAUGGAUAUGGGAGGAGCAUCGACUCAGAUUGCAUUUGUUCCGUCCUCUGCAGCCGAGAUUGAGGCACACAACGAUGACUUGUCCAAAGUGACAUUACGUAAUGUAGACGGGACCACCCAGGAGUGGAACGUAUUUGUGGAAACCUGGUUAGGUUUUGGAGCUAAUGAAGCCAGAAGAAGAUAUUUGAAUCAGUUGAUUGCGGUUUCUUCUAUUGGUUCAGACGAAGUGCCAGAUUACGUUGACGAUGCCUGUUUACCCAAAGGUGCAGAAGUGACGCACUCUUUCGAGGGCAAGAACUACAAGUUUAAGGGCGUAGGCAACUACGAGACGUGUUCGAAGUCUAUAUACCCUUUGCUCUUGAAGAACAAACCUUGCAAGGAUGACCCAUGUUUGUUUAACGGAAUCCAUGGGCCUCGUUUGAACUUCGAGAAGGACAAAUUUGUUGGGGUUUCAGAAUACUGGUACACUGCCAAUGAUAUCUUCCAAAGUGGUGGAGAAUACAACUACCAUGGGUUCAACGAGAAGGUUCGCGGCUACUGUGAAAGCGACUGGAAGACCAUCUUGAAGAACUCCAAAAAGGGCCACUACUCCAAUUUAGACCCCGACAAGUUCUUGAAGGAUGCCUGUUUCAAGGCCAACUGGGUUAUGAAUGUCUUGCACGAGGGCUUUGAUCUUCCCAGAUUAGCCGUAGAUGUCGAGGACAAGGGAGAAACAACUGAAAUGAAGGAAACUGAGCAAGUUCACGUUCCUUUCAAAUCAGCUGAUUCUGUUAAUGGCGAUGAGUUGUCUUGGACUUUAGGUAAGAUUUUACAAGUAGCUUCUUCCCAGAUCAAAGCAGCUGAAGAGGAUAGUCCUCAGAUAGGUGUUUAUCCCAGUGAGAUUUCGGGAAAGCAAUUCGUUCCUGGUGGCAGCUUAAGUCCGGGAAUCUAUUAUGAAAACGACAGCGAUGACGAAGACGAAAACAUGCAUAGCGUAUACUCGAUUGUAAUUGUUCUCUUGCUUUUCUUCUUUGUCUAUCAUUUUGGCCGCUCUCAUUUUGCCAAGUGGGGGUACAAGGUAAGAAAACUCCAUAUCCCCAUUCCUUUGAAGAGAGCAUACAAUACUGCCGCAUCUAAGGUACCCAUUAUCAACAGGUUCAUUUAUGCCCAUCGAGGCUACGGCGACUUUGAGAGUCAGAAUGAGACCAAUAUGAGUUUGGAAGAAGGGGGUAUGUCCAGAAUGGCUUCUAAUGACAGGAUGGCUUCUGUUCUUCGAACCAGGUCCGCAAUCAACCUAAAUGAUAAUGCAGAUAUUGGAAAUGAAGCACCAGCAUCGAUCAGUCCACCCCUCAAAGGAAGCAAGAGCUUCAACAACUUCAUGAACAAGCCGUUUGUGGUUCCUAUGCGAAAUACACAGCAAAUUUAUCAACUUGGUGAUAAUUCUAGCCGAGACUCGUUGCAUCGGAUCCCCAGUAACAGUUCGCUCAGUAGGGGAAAGGGAAAUACUUAGACUUAUAUAUCAGAAAAAAUAUAUUAGAUUUCGCAGCCAUUUCUACGGCUCCAAAAUAUAGACAAUAUCAUUUU